AUGCCUCCAGACCUCAACUCGCUGCCGGCCUCUCCAGCGCCUGGGCCAGAUACAGGCAAUGGCUACCACACCAAAGCCAAGAGGCCGAAUAUCAUCUACAUCAUGGCAGACCAGCUCGCGGCGCCCAUGCUCAAGAUGCACAAUGCCGACUCGCAGAUCUUGACUCCCAACCUAGACGCGCUGGCGGCCAAGUCGGUGCAGUUUGACUCGGCCUACUGCCCGUCGCCGCUCUGCGCGCCGUCGAGGAUGAGCAUGAUCACAGGGCUGCUGCCCAUGAAGAUCGGGGCGUACGACAACGCGACCCAGAUCUCGAGCGACAUACCCACGUAUGCACACUACCUGCGGCUGCAGGGCUACCACACCGUCUUAGCAGGCAAAAUGCAUUUCGUAGGGGACCAGCUCCACGGCUACGAGACCCGGCUGACCAGCGACAUCUACCCGGGCGACUUCGGCUGGGUCGUCAACUGGGACGAGCCCGACACCAGGCUCGAGUGGUACCACAAUGCCAGCAGCAUCCUCCAGGCCGGUGUCUGCGUCCGGAGCAACCAGCUCGACUACGACGAGGAGGUCAUGUACCGGUCUACCCAGUUCUUGUACGACCACGUCCGCGAGGGCCCCGGUGCCCGCCCGUUCUGCUUGACGGUUUCACUCACACACCCCCACGAUCCAUACACCAUCGAGCAGAAGUACUGGGAUCUCUACGAGGGUGUCGAGAUCGACCUGCCCAAGGUCCGGAUCCCUAAAGAGGAGCAAGAUCCCCAUAGUAAGCGUCUGCUGAAUGUCUGCGACCUCUGGGAUCAAGAUUUCAGCGACGACCAGAUCAAACGGGCGCGCCGAGCCUAUUAUGGCGCAGUUAGCUACGUUGACGAUUGCAUCGGGAAGCUUCUCGCUGUGCUCAAGCAAUGCCGGCUAGACGAAAACACCAUUGUCGUCUUCAGCGGCGACCAUGGAGACAUGCUUGGCGAGCGGGGGCUUUGGUACAAGAUGAACUACUUUGAGAGUUCUGCACGCGUGCCGCUCUUGGUGUCGUAUCCGCAAAGGUUCCCGCCGCGCCGCGUCUCCGAGAACGUGUCUACGCUAGACAUCCUCCCGACCAUGUGCGAUCUUGUCGGGACCAAGCCUUUCUCGGCACUCCCCAUGGACGGGGUGUCGCUGCUGCCGCACCUGGAAGGGCGGCCGGGGGGCCACGAUGAGGUCAUCGCCGAGUACACGGGAGAAGGGACAAUCAGCCCGCUCAUGAUGAUCAGACGCGGGUCGUGGAAGUACAUCACCUGCCCGUCCGACGGCUCGCAGCUGUUCAACCUGGAGACGGACCCCCUGGAGCUGCACGAUCUGGCAAAGACGCUGAGGAAAACGGCAGCAACUACCGCCGUGGCUGACGACGAGAUGACGAGGGCGGUUUUGGAGGCCUUCGAAGCUGAGGCGAAAGCCAGGUGGGAUUUCGACAAAAUCACCCAAGAUGUUGUCUUCUCUCAGCGAAAACGCCGCCUGGUGUGGGCGGCGCUCAAGAAGGGCCACUUUACCAGCUGGGACUUUGACCCCCAAGACGACGGAAGGGAAAAGUAUAUCCGCUCGCAUAUUCCUCUGGACGACCUGGAGCGGAGAGCCCGGUUCCCCGCCGUUGACGCCUAUGGCCGCGAGACGGGUACCGACCGAGCACUGCCCGCAGACACUGUCGGGUUGCGCAAAGCAGCCAUGGCGUCGCUCAAUCUGGCUCCCGAAGAGCUCAAGCAGCUCGAGAUGGUGCGCAACCGGCUGCUCCAGCUCACCCACACCUUCGUGAGCGUGCACACGAAUGUGGUCAAUAGCCAGCCACUCCCUAGCCGAGAAUCCCUCCAGGCGCAGGCUACGAUCCUGCAGCAAAAUGUCAAGUCCAUCCAGGACAUUGCCAACGAAAACUCGCAGCUUUUCCAGCGCGUCGCCCUCCACCCGUCGACCAACUUCCCCGGCCGCACCCAGGAGCACGUCCUGCAUUCGCUUCUACGCAAGAAGCUGGACCCCGAGGUCGAGCGGUGCGUGGAGGGGGCUCGCGACGCGGCGAAGGCCGCCGGCGUGGAUCCCAGCAAGCUGGACAUUGGGCGGGGGCCGGGUGGCAGCAGAGGCUACGGCAACUACGGCGACGAAGACGACGUGGACUUUGAUUUCGAUCCGGAAGCAGACGCCCCGUCGGACCCGCUCAACACGCAGUGGGCCGACAUUGACCACACGUCAAAAGACAUUGGCUCCCAGUACCUCCGGAACCAGCUGAGCCAGCCAUACACGGUGGCAGAGCAGCAGAUGGGGAUACAGAACGUGCGCACCGGUCUACGGCGCAUUCUUAGGAAAGAGAACACAGCGUACGAGAGCGACGAGGAUGACGAGGAUGAGGACGACGACGAGGACGACGAGGACGAGGAGAUGGCGGAUGCUGGAGCAAAGGAUGGGGCGGGUCGCGCUGGAGGGCUGGAAGGGGGUCCCGGAGCGGCUCCCAAGCGCGAGCCUGAGCAGGUCCUGUGGUUCGCGGCCAGGGGCGAUACCAGCCUACCGUCCAACGUGGAGCUAGAGUGGCAGCGCAAGCAGCGAGAAGCCAAAGCCAAGGGGAUGGGUGGUAUGUAG
Lasiosphaeria miniovina is the source of this 2595-nucleotide messenger RNA. RefSeq names its product alkaline-phosphatase-like protein. Gene Ontology annotation, molecular function: sulfuric ester hydrolase activity; transcription coregulator activity. NCBI's taxonomy places the organism in Eukaryota, Fungi, Ascomycota, Sordariomycetes, Sordariales, Lasiosphaeriaceae. Gene Ontology annotation, cellular component: cytoplasm; mediator complex. Gene Ontology annotation, biological process: regulation of transcription by RNA polymerase II. The record is from RefSeq and is a predicted model, not a curated record. The coding region runs from base 1 to 2595 and encodes 864 amino acids. The transcript is spliced from 7 exons.